This is a messenger RNA of Halteromyces radiatus, 1833 nucleotides long. RefSeq lists its product as uncharacterized. Gene Ontology annotation, cellular component: nucleus; nuclear speck; U2AF complex. Bases 41 to 1747 code for a protein of 568 amino acids. The transcript is spliced from 9 exons. Gene Ontology annotation, molecular function: poly-pyrimidine tract binding; pre-mRNA 3'-splice site binding. The record is from RefSeq and is a predicted model, not a curated record. Gene Ontology annotation, biological process: mRNA processing. NCBI's taxonomy places the organism in Eukaryota, Fungi, Mucoromycota, Mucoromycetes, Mucorales, Cunninghamellaceae.
UUUUUUUUUUUGUUCUCCUUUUAACUUUGAUAUUAAAUCAAUGUCUUCUGGCGACAGUUAUACUCAACGAGAAACAGGGUCGAAAAAUGUCAGUGAUCUUGCUAGUUCGUUUUUACAUUCUAUGGGACAAGAACUAAUACACUCUUCAAAUGAUAGUUCCUAUUACCAUGAAAAAGAUGCCCAAUUUGCGCGUGAAGACUAUGAACACCAUCAACGACGUAGAGAAAGACUAGAUGACGGUUACCGUGAACAUAAUAAUAGUAGUAGUGCCUAUGACGAUAGAACGCGAGAUAGGGAACGACGAUCGAGACGAGAGCGGUCCAAAGAACGACAACGAUCGAGAGAAAGGUCACAUCAUCCUAGUCAUCGUGAUCGUCGAAGUGAUAGAGAAUAUCGUCGGAGCCAUAGUCGACGUAGCGUAAGUCCACGAGAACGUAGCAGAGGUUCUAGUCGUCGCCAUGAUGAAACUACAGUUAUUCCUUUACAUAAAAGACCUCGUCGUCUCAAUAACUGGGAUGUAGCCCCACCUGGGAUGGAAAAUAUGACAGCCACUCAAGUAAAACAAACAGGCCUAUUUCCUUUACCUGGACAAGUAGUUGGAACCAAAACUCCUCAAUCAUUUGCACCUCCAAGUGAACAUCCUUAUUUAACUGAAAAUCCUCCUCGUCAAUACAAUCAUCGAACUUCUGGUCAAGACUUUUCAUCUCCUGCUACUGUGACGCCUCCUAUAUCUUCAGCAGCAAGACAAGCCCGUCGCUUAUACGUUGGUCAAAUUCCAUAUGCCAUUGAUGAGCAAUCUACGUCUAACUUUUUCAAUGAAGCCAUGAAACAAAUGAAAGGAUCUGAUGAAUCUUUUGUUUCUAGUGUCCAAAUUAAUCGCGAUAAAAAUUACGCUUUUGUAGAGUUUAAAACUCCUGAACAAGCUACGAUGGCAAUGGCAUUUGAUGGAAUACAAUUUCAAGGUCAAAUACUUAAAAUUCGUCGACCUAAAGAUUAUCAACCACCAGCAGAUGGCUCAGGCGAUUAUACUGGUCCUACAUAUACGCAAGCACAUGGCCUUGCAAGCGUACCGGAUUCACCAGAUAAAAUCUUUAUAGGUGGUUUACCAACUUAUCUUACAGAUGAUCAAGUUGUAGAGCUUUUGAAAUCUUUUGGUGAAUUGAAAGCAUUUAAUCUUGUUAAAGAUACGAACGGUCAAUCAAAGGGAUACGCAUUUUGCGAAUACGCAGAUGUUAGUAUUACGGAUUUGGCAUGUCAAGGAUUGAACAAUAUGGAACUUGGAGAAAAGAAGCUAAUUGUUCAAAGAGCUAGCGUUGGAGCAAAGAAUGGAGGCUCAAGUGGUAUGAAUACACUCUCUGGUGGUACUGGAAGUAAUAGUGUAGCAAUUGAAUCUCGAAGUAUGAUGACAGAUAUUCCCUUUACUGGAGCAAAAGAUGAUGACGCUACUCGUGUAUUACAAUUAAUGAACAUGGUUGUACCUGAAGAAUUAGAGGAUGAUGAAGAAUACCAAGACAUUUGGCAAGAUAUUGCUGAAGAAUGCGCCAAGUUUGGUGUUAUUGUUGACAUGAAGAUUCCUCGACCUGCUAAGGAUCAACAAGUACCAGGCUGUGGAAGUAUAUUUGUUCGGUUUGAAACUAAAGAACAAACGGUAACAGCUCUACAGUCUCUUGCUGGUCGUAAAUUUGCUGACCGUAUCGUUGUUGCUUCCUAUAUUGAUGAAGACAAAUACUUAUCAGAUUAUUUUUAACUAAUUGAUUUGCCUAAAUGAUUUUUUUAUAUAUAAAAAAGAAAGAAUGAAUAAAAUCUGUACUCUUUGUUAGCUUGUUGUUGGAA